Elgaria multicarinata webbii is the source of this 3383-nucleotide messenger RNA. It is a transcript of the gene FAN1, whose product is annotated as FANCD2 and FANCI associated nuclease 1. Gene Ontology annotation, cellular component: nucleus. Gene Ontology annotation, biological process: interstrand cross-link repair. NCBI's taxonomy places the organism in Eukaryota, Metazoa, Chordata, Lepidosauria, Squamata, Anguidae. The transcript is spliced from 14 exons. The coding region runs from base 33 to 3299 and encodes 1088 amino acids. Gene Ontology annotation, molecular function: 5'-3' exonuclease activity; 5'-flap endonuclease activity; flap-structured DNA binding. The record is from RefSeq and is a predicted model, not a curated record.
AUAUUUAUUCGCUCCUUUAUUCAUCUUUGUUAAUGCUUUAUAAUCCACCUGGAGACCCGGGGCUGUGGAGCAGUCUUUUCCAGCGCUUGCUAUUUUUUAAAAAGUGCGUUUAUAGAGUUGAAAACUUCCUGCCUGCUAGGGGCAGAGGAAAGCAAAAGGUUGUUGCAAUGGCAGAAAAUGGAUCCCCAGAAAAUAAAAGGCCCCGGAGAAGCGCCUCCCUCGGCAAGAACAAGAUAAAAACUCCAAGUAGGAAGCAUGCGAUGGACGUUAAAGGGCCGAUGCCUUUCGCUCUCGCCCCUUCUUCUAUCAUUUCGUUUUUUAAUAAUGCCCCCCCUGCCAAAAUUGCCUGCCCUUUGUGCAGUCAGAUGGUACCAAGAUAUGGAAUCAACCAGCAUAUUGAUGAAGUGUGUCAGAACCGAGAUGAUGUGAUUCUGGUUGAUCCAGCAUCCGAUGUGGCCGCAGGUCCUUCAGCCGAAAAUGGGUUUGGUCGUUCUAGUCCAUACUUUCCCAAGACUGCCUUGACUCCAGAGAAGAACCCAAGCUACCCAGUAGGUGGUGACUCUGAAACAACCCUAAGUGUAGGAGGACAGGCGAGCCCGUAUUUCAAGAAAGGCAACGGUCUAGGGUUGAGUGAUGGUGAGCCUGGAGUUCAUGUGGUUAAAGCCAUCUCCCUGGGAAGAUUGUCCACCAAAUUGUCCAGGAGGCGCCGUGUCCAGGUCCGCGAUGUGUUAGCUGAGGAGGGUGAGGUUUGUCCAGUUCAAGGUGUGCAUGACAACACCAUAGAGCACAACCCAGGGCUUGAUGCAUCGGUGGAUGGCUCUCAGAAAGAGAACCAGUUGCCUUUUUCCUGUUUUCAGGGACAACAUAGUCCAACCCUGGGCACAUUGCAAGAAAGUACCACAGGAACUCUUAGUGGCAAUUUUGACAAUUCUACUCCAGUUUCAUUUCCAUUGGGUGGUCUUCCUUGCACAGAUCUUGGGCUGCUAACAGGGAGCAGCGCGCAGCAAAAUACACCUGACUCCGUUUCAAAUCUCUGCAAACCUGAAGUAUGUUCAACAGCUUCUAGUAAAGAAGGGCUGUCUAAUUUGGAAAGCAGAGACCUCUCCUCUGGUGAACAGGAUCCGUUGCCCGGUGCAAAUGAGACGUACCAUAAUCAAAUGUCAGAUUUCUCUGCUCUGGGAAAUGACAUGCAAGUACUUCCUAUGGAAGAGCAUAGGGAUUUAAGAAAUACAGUGAUGAAUGAGGCAUAUCUGGGACCUUCAGAAGAAGCGAGUUUUCAGAAUCCAAGUGGCAGCAUUUUAGAAUCCGUCCUCAACGGCCCUGACCCUGUGUCAGACACCGGAGGGCAACCAUAUUACCUCCGGAAUUUUCUGAUGGUCCUGCAAACCGUCAUGGAGAAUGAAGAUGACCGGAGGCUAUUCAAUGAGGAAGAUUUGAGUGCCAUUGCUAAAUUCUACCAGCUGUCAGCUGGAGGACAGAAGUUGUACGUCAGGCUCUUUCAACGCAAGCUGAGCUGGAUAAAAGCAAAUAAAAUAGAAUACGCAGAGAUCAGCCAUGAUCUUUCGCCAGUCAUCGAAGAGCUUGUUGGAGGGGGAUUCUUGCAGUCAGAGGCAGAAUUACAAGAUCUGAGUGAGGUCCUUGACUUGCUCGCUGCACCUGAGCUGAAAACGUUGGCCAAAGCGUUCCACCUGGCAAACCCACAUGCUCAGAAACAGCAGCUCCUCGAAGGCUUCCUGAAACUAGCAAAGCAGCCCUCCAUCUUCAGUAGGAACCAGGCUGGCGUUGGAGGUGCGAUUCUAAAAAGGGCUAAAGAUCUGGCGGGGAAGUCCGUCAGGAUUUGUAAAGGUCCCCGGGCGGUCUUCUCUCGCCUGCUGCUCCUCUUUUCCCUGACUGACCCAGUGGAGGAUGAAGAAGCCGGAAGCGGUGGCCAAAGUCAACUCUCCACAGUGCUCAUGGUCAACAUGGGCCGGACGCUCUUCCCCACUUACACCGUCAACAGGAAAAGUCCAAUAUUUCAGGACCGGGAUGAUUUCCUUAGGUAUGCCGCUGCCCUGCACAUGUCGAACGAUGUCUCUGUAGCUGCAUCCAACGGGAACUGGAAAGAGGCGCACAGACUCUAUGGGGCAGCAAAAGAGACCUGGAAGGAGUUGAAAUGCCACCCUUCUCUGAGGCCUCACGCUGCCCUCCCAGAAUACCUGAGGCGCUUCACAGUGGGGUGGGUGUAUACACGGAUCCUCUCGCGGGGCGUUGAGGUCUUGCAGCGCCUGCACAUGUACGAGGAGGCAGUGGAGCAGCUACAAGACCUUCUGUCUCAGGAGGUUUAUUGUAGCGACAGCCGCGGAAGGUGGUGGGAUCGCCUGGCUCUUAACUUGCACCAGCACUUGAAAGACGCGGAGAAGGCCUUUGGGUGCAUCCGGAAAGGACUCCUAGAUCCGUCCGUUCGCACGGGCCACCGUCUCUCCCUCUCCCAGCGAGUCCAGAGAAUGAGAGAUUCCCCAGUAUGUAAGAAGUUAAGGUCUGUCCUUCAAGACCUGCCUCUUCUUGCUGUAGAAGACGUCGCUCAUGUGACCAUCAAAGGAAAGCUGUGCCCACAGACCGGGAUGGGGAAGUCCGUGUUCAUCAUGGAAGACGUCUGCGUGGAAGACAAAGGAGAAGACCUUGAGCUCUCGACAGUCGUGUGCUCGGUGGAGGAGUUGGCUUUGGCCCACUACAAGCGGGAGGGCUUUGAUCAAGGGAUCCAUGGCGAAGGAUCUACGUUCGGCACGCUCUACGGCCUCCUGAUGUGGGAUAUCCUUUUCAUGGAUGGUGUCCCUGACGUCUUCAGGAAUCCUUACCAGACUUCUCCCUUGGACUUGUACACAGACAGCUUUUACGAAAACCGGCGGGAGGCUCUAGAGUCCAGGCUGCAGUGGUUGCACGAGGCUUCACCCGAGACCCUGCAGAAACGGAUCGGUGAGGUGUGGACAGCCCAGCAGGGCAAAGCGGCUGCGCUAGUCAGCUGGGACCGGUUCUCUUCCCUCCAGCAGGCGCAGAGCCUGGCGUCUUCCUUCGGAGGCCCUUUUCUGAGUGGCGUUUGUCGGCGGCUGUCCGAAGAUCUGCGCCAUUGCAGGGGCGGCCUCCCCGAUCUGGUCGUGUGGAGAACCGAAGACCGGCAGUGUAAGCUUGUGGAAGUCAAAGGCCCCAACGAUCGCCUCUCUCACAAGCAGAUGAUAUGGCUGGCUGAGUUGCAGAAAUUGGGCGCAGCGGUUGAAGUCUGUCACGUGGUGGCAAUCGGAUCUAAAAGCAAACGCCUGAGCUGAGUGGAUCGGUGGUGGUGGUGGUGGCCGGCCGGCCUCACGUCCAGGAGAACUCCACGAAUUGUUGACGUUUCUCUGGGCUGUCUU